UCAUCACAACCCUAAUCCUAAAUCCCCCUCUCCUCUCCCCAUUUUUACCCCUCCCCUCUCCUGUCCUCUCCGCCGCCGCAGCGCCGCCUCGACCGCAGCUCGCACGGACGGACGCGUUCCAGUUCCACCGCCCGUCGUCGUCGAUUCCACUCGUCGCCGAUUUCAAUAUGGAGACUGCGGCUCAAGAUUUUCACCCUCGUACAUUUUCAAUCAAACUAUGGCCACCCAGUGAAAGUACGAGAUUGAUGCUUGUGGAGCGGAUGACCAAGAACCUUUCCACGGAAUCUAUAUUUUCCAGAAAGUAUGGACUCUUGAGCAAAGAAGAGGCCAGUGAGAAUGCUAAACGGAUAGAGGAUGAAUGUUUUGCUGCUGCUAAUGAACAUUUUAAUAAAGAGCCUGAUGGGGAUGGGAGUUCUGCAGUUCAGCUAUAUGCCAAGGAAACUAGUAAGCAAAUGCUGGAAGUUCUUAAGAGAGGCCCGAGGCCAAAAGAGGAUGGAGAAGUGACUGUAGUUAGUGAGUCUCGUGCACCUGGCAAAACUGUUUUCGAUAUCUCUGGUGGACGUCGGGCUUUUAUUGAUGCUGAGGAAGCCCGGGAACUCCUAAGUCCUCUAACAGAGAAAGCGGAUUUGUAUACAAAAAUUUGCUUCAGCAAUAGAAGUUUUGGUAUUGAUGCAGCUCUUGUUGCAGAGCCUAUCCUCACAUCCCUCAAAGAGCAGCUGAAAGAAGUAGACCUUUCAGAUAUAGUUGCAGGGAGGCCAGAAGAUGAAGCUCUUGAGGUUAUGAGGAUAUUCUCGUCGGCCUUGGAAGGUUGUGUGCUGAGAUAUCUGAACCUAUCUGACAAUGCUCUAGGUGAGAAGGGUGUCAGGGCAUUUGGAGCACUUCUAAAAUCCCAGAACAGCUUGGAGGAGCUUUACGUAAUGAAUGAUGGGAUAUCUGAGGAAGCUGCAAAGGCCCUGAAUGAGCUUGUUCCAUCAACUGAGAAGAUUAAGAUUCUGCAUUUCCAUAACAAUAUGACUGGAGAUGAAGGUGCAGCUGCAAUCUCUCAGAUCUUGAAACGUUCUCCUGCACUGGAGGACUUCAGAUGCUCAUCAACGAGGGUGGCCUCUGAGGGAGGUAUUGCAUUGUCUGAGGCUUUGGAGGCUUGUACUCAUUUGAAGAAGCUUGACCUCCGAGAUAACAUAUUUGGUGUGGAUGCUGGGAUAGCCCUAAGUAAGACUGUCGGAAAGCUUGCUGGCCUUACUGAAGUUUACCUGAGCUAUCUCAAUUUAGAAGACGAAGGGGCUGUUGCGAUUGCCAAUGCUCUGAAACAGUCUGCUCCUUCCCUUGAUGUCUUGGAGAUUGCUGGAAAUGAGAUCACAGCCAAAGCUGCCCCAGCAUUGGUAGAAUGUGUCGUUUCAAAGCAGUUCCUCAGGAAGUUGAACUUGUCAGAGAAUGAACUGAAGGAUGAGGGUGCAGUUCUGAUCGGCAAAGCACUGGAAGGUCAUACCCAGCUCAAAGAACUUGAUCUGAACACUAAUAUGAUAAGGAGGGUUGGGGCAAGAUGCUUGGUUCAGGCAGUGUCAAGUAAACCUGACUUUGUGCUUCUGAACAUCAAUGGUAAUGCCAUCUCUGAUGAAGGCAUUGAUGAACUGAAGGAGAUACUGAAGGCUGGUAAGAACUCAGUGGGUGUGCUUGGACCAUUGGACGAGAAUGAUCCUGAGGGGGAAGGUGAAGAAGAGGGAGAAGAGGAGGCAGAAGGAGAGGAGGGUCCUGCAGGAGAUGAGGGGGAAUUGGAGUCGAAGCUUCAACAUCUCAAUGUAGAUCAGGAGUAAAGAUUGCCAUUAUACUGAGAUACAAGCUUCAGUUGUAUGACUCAAUUUAUGCUCUAUGGACUGGUGUACUGUGAAAUAUCUUGAAAAUGGCAGUAAACAUUUUCUGGCAUGUUGACUGUCAUUGCUGUCACAGUUGAAGACCAGCUUUUGCUGGUGCUUGACAACUCUAUAUUAGGUCCCCUGUAGCUUAGGUUUGACCUUUAACAUGCCUAUGUUUCUCUUAUUGUGUUGAAUGAUUUUGGAUUCUCAUGUCCCUUGGACUUCUUGCUGUGUUCUUGUGGUUUUGUUAUCCUGUUGGUCAUGAUGCUCUUUUUGCUUUCAUGGUAUUUGGGGGUACUACUGCUCA
This is a messenger RNA of Elaeis guineensis (African oil palm), 2157 nucleotides long. RefSeq names its product RAN GTPase-activating protein 1. NCBI's taxonomy places the organism in Eukaryota, Viridiplantae, Streptophyta, Magnoliopsida, Arecales, Arecaceae. The record is from RefSeq and is a predicted model, not a curated record. Gene Ontology annotation, molecular function: protein binding; GTPase activator activity.